AUGUCCAGGCUGGAAACAGCGCGGUGCAGCUGCUCAGCAUCUCCUCCGCCGCAGCGCGUUUACGUCACGCGUAGGAGCGAAACCAGCAGCGCGUGGGUACAGUACAGUGUGUGGUACAACCGCACCGUGGGUACAGUACAGUGUGGUACAACCGCACCGUGGGUACAGUACAGUGUGGUACAACCGCACCGUGGGUACAGUACAGUGUGGUACAACCGCACCGUGGGUACAGUACAGUGUGGUACAACCGCACCGUGGGUACAGUACAGUGUGGUACAGCCGUACCGUGGGUACAGUACAGUGUGGUACAACCGUACCGUGGGUACAGUACAGUGUGUGGUACAACCGCACCGUGGGUACAGUGUGUGGUACAGCCGCACCGUGGGUACUCACAAACCUACACCGCCGUUGGAUUGGAAAUGUGAAGUCUAG
Knipowitschia caucasica is the source of this 432-nucleotide messenger RNA. The record is from the annotation of a GenBank genome assembly. NCBI's taxonomy places the organism in Eukaryota, Metazoa, Chordata, Actinopteri, Gobiiformes, Gobiidae.